CGUUGCUGUCCUCGCCGACUUCAGAAACGCAACCAGCACAACUCUUUCUCUAUGCUGCAAUUGACAGGAAGGGGUUUUAGUUAACAAACACCAUCGUAAUUCAUUUUACCUCCGUAUCAAAGCUCUUUAAAACCCUAGCCCUUCGGUUAUCUAUAAUCUUUCUUUUUCUUGUUUCUUUUUUAUACCAAAUUUUGGUGUCAAUCAUCAAUCGAUGUUACCGAAACAAGAAAAAGUACCGAUCAAUGUCGUCGACAUUGACAGUAGCGACGAUGAUGAAAACGGCUUCGAAGCUGUAACAAGGUAUGGAAACACUUCAUCAAAAGUUCCCUCUUUGCAAACUAACCCAAAAGUUCAACAGAACACUCUAACAAACCCUCCAUCGUCGGGAUCGGGGUAUCAGUCACUCGAGUCUCGAAGUUUCUGGAAAGCAGGGAACUAUAACAUUGGCCCCACAAAAUGGGCUCCUACUCAAGGUCAAUUGGAACAUGCCCGUGUUCAUCCCAAGUUUCUGCAUUCCAAUGCAACUUCUCACAAAUGGGCAUUUGGAGCAAUUGCUGAGCUAUUGGAUAAUGCUGUUGAUGAGAUUUGCAAUGGUGCAACUUUUGUGAAGGUUGAUAGAAUUUAUAAUGUGAAGGAUAACUCUCCUGCUUUACUUUUCCUAGAUGAUGGGGGUGGAAUGGAUCCUGAAUGCAUUCGGAAAUGCAUGAGUUUGGGUUACUCCUCAAAGAAGGGAAACACAACAAUCGGACAAUAUGGUAAUGGAUUCAAGACAAGUACCAUGCGACUAGGUGCUGACGUAAUCGUUUUCAGUCGUGCAUCUAAGAGAGGCGAAGCAACCCAAAGUGUUGGUCUUCUAUCCUAUACUUUUUUGCGGAGAACUGGGCAGGACGAUGUUAUAGUUCCAAUGCUCGACUUCAACAUAUCUAACCAUUGGGCAGAACGAAUACUAUAUGGCUCUGAAGACGAUUGGUCUACUAACUUGAAAACCAUUCUUGAAUGGUCUCCCUUUGAAUCAAAAGAUGAGCUUAUGCUACAGUUUGAGGAUAUCGGGCCACAUGGAACAAAAGUAAUUAUAUACAACCUAUGGCUAAAUGACGAAGGUAUAUUUGAAUUGAAUUUUGACGACGAUGACGAGGAUAUAAGGUUGAGAGAUGAAGCUAGUCGUGGAACUUUAUCCAGACCACACAAGAAAGUACUUGAAUUGCAAUCCCAUAUUUCCUACCGCUUCCGCUAUUCAUUACGGGCAUAUACGUCCAUUUUGUACCUGAAAAAAUUCACAAACUUCCAAAUAAUACUGAGGGGCAAACCGGUUGAGCAGUUUAAUAUUGCAGAUGAGUUGAGAUAUCCAAAAGUAUUCAUGUACAAACCACAGCUUGCUACAGCAGCGAAAGAGGUUUCUGUGAACAUUGGAUUUAUUAAAGAAGCACCUGCUCUUGCAGUUAGUGGAUACAAUGUCUACCAUAAAAACCGCCUUAUCAGGCCUUUCUGGAAAGUGACUAGUGAUGGUUCUUCCAAAGGAAAUGGCGUCAUUGGGGUUCUUGAAGCAAAUUUUAUAGAACCAGCACAUGACAAGCAGGAUUUUGAGAGAUCAUCUCUGUUCAUCCGGCUGGAAAUAAGGCUGAAACAGAUUGUAUCAGAUUUCUGGAAAGGCCACUGUCACUUAAUAGGAUACCAGCCUAUUGAUCCCAGUUUGCGUAAUAUACAGAAGGAAAGCCCUGUCCAAACUCCUGUUGGACAUAUGGCUAAUGUACCGAAGCAGUUGGCAAAUGAUCGUACCAUUGGAAUUUCAGGGAAUGCACAAAAGGAAAUGCAGCGAGAUCAUCCUAUUAUUGGUCUUGCAGCUGGGUCUGCUCUGGAAGUGGCAUCUGUAGAUAUUUCAGGGCCCGCAUCCAUCGAUCAGAUAUGCGAAGAGAACAUCCAACUGUUCAGGAGGUGUGAAGAACAUAUCCAGAAGGAAAAUAAGUUGAAACAGAUGGUCAAAGAUUUAGAGAAACAGGUGGAAGAAACCAAAAGGAAGUGUGCUCAACUCUCUGUGCAUUUGGAAAGUAGGAGGAAGCAAAAAGUAAUGCCAUAGCCUGAUAAACUACAGGAACAUCAUAAGGAAAAGUCUUGGUUGUAACUAGGGCAGGAGGUUUUAGAUUUUACUUCUAAUUUUGAAAAGUUUUAGGUUUUACAUUGUUGAUUCUUUGUUGAUAGUAAUGUACUAUGUAGCACAAAUGGAUAACUAAAAUGGAAAAAGGCUUCAUUUCCAAAAGAAAUAUGGAGAUUAUAUCCAAAUGGUGAUGUUCCUUCUAUUCAGUUCUUGAUUUCAUCAAGCCCAUGUUGCGAAUGGAAUUUCCAAAA
Molecule: messenger RNA, 2343 nt
Organism: Camellia sinensis
Lineage: Eukaryota; Viridiplantae; Streptophyta; Magnoliopsida; Ericales; Theaceae
Product: protein MICRORCHIDIA 2
Cellular component (GO): nucleus
Molecular function (GO): ATP hydrolysis activity
Source: RefSeq, a predicted model, not a curated record